Molecule: messenger RNA, 2253 nt
Organism: Syngnathus acus (greater pipefish)
Lineage: Eukaryota; Metazoa; Chordata; Actinopteri; Syngnathiformes; Syngnathidae
Gene: gfra1a
Product: gdnf family receptor alpha 1a
Exons: 11
Coding region: 438-1970 (510 amino acids)
Biological process (GO): nervous system development
Cellular component (GO): external side of plasma membrane; signaling receptor complex
Molecular function (GO): signaling receptor activity
Source: RefSeq, a predicted model, not a curated record
UUACGCGCGCGCUGGGGCCGCGGUGCUCAUUAAAGAUAAAUAUGUACGUGUGCUCGUAACACGGUCACGGCGAGCAGGCUGGCAGCUGUUCUUGCGGUUCUCAGGCUGCUGCUUCUCUUGAACAUCCUUCUUAUUGUUCUUGUUCUUGUGUGCGCUGCAUGCAUUGGUGGUCGCGCACUUGAGGGGGAAGCUGGUGCGCUCUUGCUGCUUGCCGCUCAAUGCGCCACUCGGGCAGACGCGAGCAUCCCGCCGGACGAGCACAAUUGAACUCGCAAAGCUUUUCCAGCCGGACUUAUUUCCAACGCGUCAAAAGGGAAUUUAUUUUCUUGUUGCUUUUGUUUGCGUGGCAAUGGAAUUCCUUCCCGUGGAUUUAAAGUGAGCCCAACUUUGCGCAUUUUUUUCCAACGAAGCUGUUUAUCGUCAAGCGUGAGGAGAGGAUGAUGCUCGCUGGAUUCUGUCUUCUUUUGCCUCUUUUAGAUGGACUGCACGGGGUCGAGGAGGGCGGACGGGCGGCGCGCACGGACUGCGUGCGGGCCAGCGAGCAGUGCCUGAAGGAGGCGUCAUGCAGCAGCAAGUAUCGCACCAUGCGGCAGUGUGCCGCCGGCGCCGCCAAGGAGGGCAACUUCAGCGGGGCGCCGCGCCGCGACGCUCAGGACGAGUGCCGCAGCGCCGUGGACGCGCUAAAGCAGAGCCCGCUCUACAACUGCCGCUGCAAAAGGGGCAUGAAAAAGGAGAAGAACUGCCUGCGCAUCUACUGGGGCAUCUACCAGACCUUACAAGGCAACGACUUUCUGGAGGAAUCUCCCUACCAGCCUGUCAACAGUCGCUUGACCGAUAUUUUCCGCCUGGCCCCCAUCAUCGAGGGGACCCAACCCCGGAGCAACUCAGCCACUUUGUCUCCGCCUUGGGUGGGUGACCGGGCCCUGGGGGGCCCCUCUUCAACAGACCUUCAGGACCCCGGUAGAAACAGGAGGGCCCGCCCCAACUGGGCCAUACUGGGUGAGCCGGCGGUGGCUCGGGAGAACAACUGCCUGAACGCAGCCAAGGCCUGCAACCUGAACGACACCUGCAAGAAGUACCGCUCGGCCUACAUCGGCCCGUGCACCAGCCGCGUCUCUACUGCCGAAGUCUGUAACAAGAGGAAGUGCCACAAGGCCCUCAGGCAGUUCUUCGACAAGGUUCCUCCCAAGCACAGCUACGGGAUGCUGUUCUGCUCGUGCCCGCUCAGCGACCAAACGGCGUGCUCGGAACGCCGGCGGCAGACCAUCGUGCCUGUCUGCUCCUACGAGGAAAAGCAAAGGCCAAACUGUCUGGAGCUGCAGGCCACCUGCAGGACCAACUACAUCUGCAGGUCGCGUCUGGCCGACUUCUUUUCCAACUGCCAGUCAGAACCGCGCUCUCUGUCGGGCUGCCUGAAGGAAAACUACGCAGACUGCUUGCUGGCCUAUUCGGGCCUCAUCGGCACGGUAAUGACGCCCAACUACCUGCGCUCGGCCAAGAUCAGCGUGUCGCCCUACUGCGACUGCAGCAACAGCGGCAAUGACAGAGACGAGUGCGACAGGCUGGCCACCUUCUUCACGGACAACACCUGCCUGCGCAACGCCAUCCGGGCCUUCGGGAAUGGUACGGACACGGGUAUGUGGCAGCCGGCGUCUCCCGCCCAGACUGCCACCACCGUCGCCUCGCCGCGCCAACGCGGCCGCAACAACAACCUGGACAACCACCUCAACACCGACGGCGGAUUAUACCACUUCUGCGGCAGUCUGCAGGCUCAGAAGCUCAAGUCCAACUCCAGCGCAGACAGCGUCUUCUGUGUGGACCCGCAGCUGGAUGGUCCCAGCACAUCCAACGCCAUUGUCAGGAAUUCAUGCGUCGGCCGACGGCCUUCUGUGGCGACGCCUCUGCUGCCCCCGCUGCUUUGGCUGUGGUACUGUGGCCGCCAUCUUGCAUCCUGGCCAGAUGAAUUGUAGCCUCGCGGUUGAAAACGUCGGACUGACAAAAUGAAUUCAUUUAAAAAAAAGAAACGUGAAAUUGUUUCCUUUCUUCUCUUCCUGACUGUACGAAUUCCCAUCAGAUUGCAUUUGAUUCUUCAGAUUUUAUGUUUACAUUUUUCAGUUUACGGUUUUUGUUGUUGUUUGUUGUCACUUUUAUCUAUGAUCGACUUUCUGAUGUACGUACAUGUUUCCUUGCUUUGGUCAGACGGGCAGUGGAAGCUUCUGAUGUGUAGACACAAUAUACGAAAAAAAAACAAAA